ACUGCAGCGCAUGCUCAUGACGCUAUAUUUCGUUGCUAUAACAGGUUUUGUAAUUUGAAAAGUGGUCAACUUUAACGAUUAAUAUUUCGCUUCGCGAGACAGAGCGACACUUUUUUCUGCCAGAUUCUUUCAUUUCACGGAAAAACGCGUCGAAUGAGCAUAAAUUUUUCAAAAUUGGAGGUGAGAGAACGGAGAUAUAGCAACAGCUUGAUGGCUGAUGGUACAGAAGCCGUCGUCGUCACGAAUACGCCACGUGCAGUAAAUUUUGCUGUAAAUUUACAGCACAAUGAGCCGAUCCAAUGCGAAGAAGGUAGUUAUAGAACAACAGCUGAUCGAUGAAGUUUUUCGACGAUCUGGAUUGUGGAACUACAAUCUACCUAGGGUUAAACGCAGGCCGCAAGUAAGGAUAAAGCUCUGGAAAGAAGUGUUUGCAGCUCUGGACGGAAGAUUUUCCAUCAAUUUGAUAAAAAAGAAGUGGAAGUUGCUGUACAAUUCUUUUCAGUUUUAUUUGAAAAAGGAUCAGCAAGCGGCGAGUGGAAAAAAACUGUGGGUACAUUUCCAAUGUAUGCAGUUUUUGCGUGAUCUGCUAGAGAGCAAAAAUUACAGAAAUAUUGAGCUGCCGAAAUUUUCUGAUUCGCAUUCGGAUUUAUCGGAGAUGGCCAGCCCGCUUUACGACAGCAGCACUGAUCAUGGAUCACGAAUUAGUAAGCGUCGCAUGACCGAAGACACCCUAGAUCGGACACCCGUUGCCGAUCCCCUGGAUCGGACACCCGUUGUCGAUCCCCUGGCUCUUCCAGUGUUCUUUAAUACAAACCAAUUAGAGAGAAUUUCACCUUGUCCACAGAUUGCUCCACAAGCUGCAUAUGAUAAACCUGCAUUAAUUGGCAAUUUGGUAACUGCCCUACUUCGUGACGUAGACCCGGAAUUGCUGGACGAAGUGAUGCUGGACAUUUUAAAAGUAACUAAUGCAAAAAAAAGGAAGAUAUAAGAGGAUCAAAAAUAUUUUCCUCCGUUUCCCUGUCGCUGCUCUUACUGUACCUGUGAUAGAAAUGUUGGAUAAAUUACCGAAAAGCUAUCAAAUCGGAGGUGAUAGCCUUUCGGAAGUCCACCCAAAAU
Linepithema humile (Argentine ant) is the source of this 1116-nucleotide messenger RNA. RefSeq lists its product as uncharacterized. NCBI's taxonomy places the organism in Eukaryota, Metazoa, Arthropoda, Insecta, Hymenoptera, Formicidae. The record is from RefSeq and is a predicted model, not a curated record.